Molecule: messenger RNA, 966 nt
Organism: Notothenia coriiceps (black rockcod)
Lineage: Eukaryota; Metazoa; Chordata; Actinopteri; Perciformes; Nototheniidae
Product: endonuclease domain-containing 1 protein
Exons: 2
Coding region: 6-899 (297 amino acids)
Molecular function (GO): metal ion binding; nucleic acid binding; hydrolase activity
Source: RefSeq, a predicted model, not a curated record
UGACCAUGACAAUUCUAUUUUUGCUAGGCUGUUUUUUGCCUCUACUUUCUGCAACAGUUGUUCUAGAUUUUAAUCACAUUGAGAGAUGUAAGGACUCCCUGUACAUGGGGACUCCACCGAGGGGCUUCACCGACAACAACCUGAAGAGGAUCUGCCAACGUUACGCCGACAGACCUCGCUAUGUGACCCUGUACGACCCCCAGAAGAGGAUUCCCGUUUACUCAGCUUAUACAUUCAAGAAAACAGAGGGAGACAGGCGUGUGGACUACCCAUGGAUGUUUGAGCCACAGCUGGCAGAAACUGACGGGAAUGGAAACAUGCAGCCCUUCCCCACCGGCUACCUGCACAUGAAGUUCGAGGACAGCCAGGCCGUCCUGGACGACUACUCUGACGUGGUCCUGUAUGAGAGGGGUCACCUGAACCCGGACCAGCACCAAUCCACGCCACACGACCGGGCCGCCACCUACACUCUGACCAACGUGGUCCCGCAGAUCCGCGAGUUCAACAUCGGGCCAUGGCGCCAGUACGAGGAGCGGAUCAGACUCCGCCUCAACAACUUCUGCCGCGGCGUGGCCUACAUCGUGACCGGAGUAACCACCAGGGGCAACAUGAUCCGCAGGAACAACCAGGACCGGGUGGCCAUCCCCGAAGAUGUGUGGUCCGCCUACUGCUGCCCAGACUAUGACCGCAACUCCCCGAGUGAUGUCCGCAUUCGCUUCCCUACCUACGCGGUCCUGGCCAAGAAUGCCAAAGAAGGAAACAGCGUCCACGAGAUGCCGCUCAUGGAACUUGAGAUCUUCCUGAAAAGUAAUUUGGAUGUUGACCAGAACCUCCAGAUCUUCUAUGACAACUGCAUCUCCCCUUCACCCCUCCCUCUGUACCUGCAACACACUAUUUAAAAGCUCUAUGGGUUGGGUUGGAUAAAUUACACAGAAAAAACAGAAACUCUGACUUUAAUUAAAUGUA